AUGGGUAGGAAAGUAUACGUCGUUGGUGUUGGUAUGACAAAAUUCGUCAAACCAAAUUCAGGUAUCGAUUAUCCAGAGAUGGGUAAAGAGGCAAUAGAAGCUGCGCUAGCUGAUGCACGUAUUCCAUACGAAGUGGUUCAGCAGGCGGUGUGUGGCUAUGUAAUGGGUGAUUCUACCAGUGGCCAACGUGUGCUUUACCAAGUUGGUAUGACUGGCAUCCCUAUUUACAAUGUCAAUAACAAUUGUUCAACGGGUUCCAAUGCUCUGUUUAUUGCCAAACAGUUCAUAGAAGGAGGUAUAUCUGACAUUGUAUUAGCUGUGGGUUUUGAAAAAAUGGCUCCUGGUGCUCUGGGGGGUAGUGGUUUUACAGACAGAACAAAUCCAUUGGAUAGACAUACUUUAAAAAUGGCGGAUAUGGUUGAUCUAGCUCCUGCGCCUAUGACUGCUCAGUAUUUUGGCAAUGCAGCUAUUGAGCACAUGAAGAAAUAUGGCACAACAGAAUUACACCUUGCUAAAAUAGCAGCAAAGAAUCACCGUCAUGGGGCAAAAAAUCCACGAGCUCAGAAUGGGAGAGAUUAUACUGUGGAAGAAGUGCUAAAAUCUAGAAAAAUCUAUGGUCCUCUUACAAAAUUAGAAUGUUGUCCUACAAGCGAUGGGGCUGGAGCAGCAGUCCUCAUGUCUGAGGAUGCUGUAAUCAGAUAUGGUCUUCAGCAUAAAGCCGUUGAGAUCAUAGGCAUGGAAAUGGCAACUGACACUGCUGCUGUUUUCACAGAAAACAGUUUGAUGAAAGUGGCUGGGUACGAUAUGACUGCCUUAGCAGCAAAAAGACUGUAUGAAAAGACUGGUAUAUCACCGAAGCAAAUAGAUGUAGUUGAACUGCAUGACUGCUUUGCUGCCAAUGAACUUAUUACUUAUGAAGGCUUGCAAUUGUGUGGAGAGGGUGAAGCGGGCAAAUUUAUUGAUGCUGGAGAUAACACUUAUGGUGGCAGAGUUGUGGUAAACCCAAGUGGUGGAUUGAUCGCAAAGGGUCAUCCUCUUGGUGCUACUGGACUGGCACAGUGUGCAGAGUUAGUUUGGCAGCUUCGCGGAGAGGCUGGAGAUAGACAGGUGCCGCGUGCUCGUAUUGCCUUACAACACAAUUUGGGACUCGGUGGUGCCGUAGUUGUGACGAUGUACCGCAAGGGCUUCGAGAAUGCCUCUCCCAACCAAGUUGCUGCUAUCGCGGACAACCCCGAAGGCUUCAAGGUAUACAAAUACAUGAAGAUUCUGGAAGAGGCGAUGCAGACCGACGAGGAAAACCUUAUUGAAAAAGUCAGAGGCAUCUACGGAUUUAAAGUUAGGAAUGGUCCCAACGGCGUCGAAGGAUACUGGGUCGUAAAUGCGAAGGAGGGCAAAGGAAAGAUCACGUACAACGGCAAGGAGAAACCGGAUGUGACGUUCACAAUUAACGAUGAAGACGUCGCCGAACUGAUAUCGGGCAAACUAAACCCUCAAAAAGCGUUUUUCCAAGGCAAGAUUAAGAUUCAGGGUAACAUGGGCCUCGCGAUGAAGUUAACCGACUUGCAGCGAUCGGCGGCCGGCAGAAUUGACGCCAUCCGUUCGAAGCUGUAA
This is a messenger RNA of Parnassius mnemosyne (clouded apollo), 1611 nucleotides long. The record is from the annotation of a GenBank genome assembly. NCBI's taxonomy places the organism in Eukaryota, Metazoa, Arthropoda, Insecta, Lepidoptera, Papilionidae.